AUGAGCGCGGCAGACGAGCUCAAGGACAAGUUGAAAGACCUCACAGAAGUGUACGAGGAAAUUGCAAAAAAGGGGGCAGAAAACCAGGGAGACUCCGCUGACCAUGGUGAUAAAUCUAGUGACAAUGAGGAUGGGCUUAUAAAAUCUCAUAUUGUGAACUAUCCGCAUCGUCGUUAUUAUUUGGACUUGAAAAAGAACCGCCGGGGCUAUUUUCUUCGUCUAACUAUGAUUUCAACCUCGGCGCGAAUAAAAUUGGCGGUACCAGCAGAAGGAAUGCGAGAUUUGUAUAAUUCCAUUUGCGAUCUCCUAAAGACCUGGUGGAAUCAAGCUCCAUCCUCUGAAGAACAAAAAGGUAGUGCCUGGCCUUACUAA
This is a messenger RNA of Dibothriocephalus latus, 372 nucleotides long. The record is from the annotation of a GenBank genome assembly. Lineage: Eukaryota; Metazoa; Platyhelminthes; Cestoda; Diphyllobothriidea; Diphyllobothriidae.